Messenger RNA from Cynocephalus volans (Philippine flying lemur), 2462 nucleotides. RefSeq names its product zinc finger protein 345-like. The record is from RefSeq and is a predicted model, not a curated record. Gene Ontology annotation, molecular function: RNA polymerase II cis-regulatory region sequence-specific DNA binding; DNA-binding transcription factor activity, RNA polymerase II-specific. Lineage: Eukaryota; Metazoa; Chordata; Mammalia; Dermoptera; Cynocephalidae. Gene Ontology annotation, biological process: regulation of DNA-templated transcription.
CUUUCCCAGCUAAGCUCCCAGACUGCACUAUGGAUUUCCAAGAGCAACAAAAUAUGGAUAAAUCUCCAGAAUUGGUGUCAUUUGAGGAUGUGGCUGUGGACUUCACCUCAGAGGAGUGGAGGGACUUGAAUGAUGCUCAGAAGACUUUGUACAGGGAUGUGAUGCUGGAGAACUAUGGCAGCCUUGUUUCAUUGGGGCACUGCAUUAGUAAACCUGACAUGAUCCUCAACUUAGAGAAAGGAGCAGAGCCAUGGAUGAUAGAAGAACACCCAAACCAGAGCCUCCCAGAUGUCCAGGUAAUCAUUGACCUAAUUGAGAGGAGCCAAGAAAGUCAUGGUAGAUGCUUGUUGCAAGGUGUAAUAAUCAAUGGCAACCAAUCAACUGAGGAGAGAGUGGAGUUAGGAAAAUCAUUUAAUUUGGGUUCAAUGUAUAUUUUAAGUUUGGGUAUAAAUAAUGGAAACUAUUCAGGAGUGGGGCAUGAGGAGUUUAACAUAUGUCAGAAUGCACUUCUUCCAGAGACUGAUGCCAUGCAUGCUGGAGAGAGACCUGAUGAGCACAAUAUAUGUGAGAAAUCACAGAGACAUCAGGAGCAUCUUAUUCAGCAUCACAAGAUUCCAACUGGGCAACUUUUUGAAUAUAGUGGAAAAGGAAAAUCCUCCAACACAGUGCCAAUUUUAUCUACAUAUAAGAAGAUUCAUAUGGGUGAGACCACCUGUAAAUAUAGUGAAUAUGGGAAUGCCUGUAAUAAGUCAGCUGUCAUUGCCCAAGAGAUAACUCAGGUAGAGAAGAAAGCUUUUCACUAUGAUGUAUGUGGGAAAAUGUUCUAUAAAAAGGCUAAAUUUACUCAGCAUAAGAUUAUACAGACAGGAGAGAAUUAUGAAAAAUGCAGCGAAUGUCAGAAAUCUUUUAUUAAGAAAUCAUACCUUAUCCCAUAUCAAGGAACAUCUUCAGGGAAGAAGCUUUAUCUGUAUAACAAACAGGAGAAAUUUUUCUAUCAUAAUUCAGGGGAAAUAUCCUAUGGAUUUAUUAAGUAUGGCAAAAAUUUUCAUGAGAAUUCACAUCUCAACUGUCAUCAGGCAGUUGACGCAAAUGGAAAAUCAUGUGAAUGUAAUGGAUGUAGAAAAUCUUUCUACCAUAAUCCUUCCCUGACUGUACAUCAGAGGGUUCACAUGAGUGAAAAUCUAUAUGAUUGUGAAGAAAGUCAAAUUUUCUCCAGUAAGUCAAAACUCAAGGAACAUGAGAGAAUUCACAUUGAUGAGAAUCCCUGUGACUGUAACACAUGUGGAAAAACCUUUCACGAGAAUUCAAACUUCAGCAAGCAUAAGAGAAUUUAUAGGGAAUGUGGAAAAGGUUUUAACCAAAAGUCACACCUGAAGAGACAUGAGAGAAUUCACCCAGGAGAGAAACCAUAUGAAUGUAAAGAAUGUGGGAAAGCUUUUAAUCGAAAGUCAGCCCUUAACAAGCAUCAAAGAAUUUACAAAAUUGAGACACCAUAUGAAUGUAAGGAAUAUUCAAAUGCUCUUAAUGAAAAGUUGAUCCUCAGUAGGCAUCAGAGAAUUCAGGCAGGCAAGAAACCAUAUGAAUGUAAGGAAUGUGGAAAAGGUUUUAACCAAAAGUCGAUACUCAGCAUCCAUCAGAGAGUUCACACAGGUGAGAAACCAUAUGAAUGUAAAGAGUGUGGAAAAGCUUUUAACCAGAAGUCCAUCCUCAGUAAGCAUCAGAGAAUUCACACAGGUGAGAAACCAUAUGAAUGUAAAGAGUGUGGAAAAGCUUUUAAUCAAAAGUCAGACCUCAGCAUGCAUCAGAGAAUUCACACAGGCGAGAAGCCAUAUGAAUGUAAAGAAUGUGGAAAAGCUUUUAACCAAAAGUCACACCUCAGCAUCCAUCAGAGAAUUCACACAGGUGAAAAACCAUAUGAAUGUACAGAAUGUGGAAAAGCUUUUAACCAAAAGUCACACCUCAGCAUCCAUCAGAGAAUUCACACAGGUGAAAAGCCAUAUGAAUGUAAAGAAUGUGGAAAAGUGUUUAACCAAAAGUCACACCUCAGCAUCCAUCAGAUAACUCACACAGGUGAGAAACCGUAUGAAUGUAAAGAAUGCGGAAACACUUUCAACCGAAAGUCAAGCCUCAGCAUCCAUCAGAGAAUUCACACAGACGAGAAACCAUAUGAAUGUGGAGAAUGUGGAAAAGCUUAUAUGCGAAAGUCAUUCCUCAGCAUGCAUCAGAGAAUUCACACAGGUGAGAAACCAUAUGAAUGUAAAGAAUGUGGGAAAGCUUUUAACCAAAACUCAUCCCUCAACAAGCAUCAGAGAAUUCACAAAAGUGAAUCAUAUGAAUGUAAAGAAUGUUCAAAAGCUUUUAAUGAAAAGCCAAACCUCAGCAUCCAUCAGAGAAUUCACAGAAGUGAGGAAAGCAUAUAAAUGUAAAGAAUGCAGAAAAGCUUUUAACCAAAAGUCAGUUUA